Messenger RNA from Protopterus annectens (West African lungfish), 3760 nucleotides. RefSeq names its product checkpoint kinase 2 (gene CHEK2). Bases 320 to 1948 code for a protein of 542 amino acids. The record is from RefSeq and is a predicted model, not a curated record. Gene Ontology annotation, molecular function: ATP binding; protein binding; protein serine/threonine kinase activity. NCBI's taxonomy places the organism in Eukaryota, Metazoa, Chordata, Ceratodontiformes, Protopteridae. The transcript has 15 exons. Gene Ontology annotation, cellular component: nucleus; cytoplasm. Gene Ontology annotation, biological process: mitotic DNA damage checkpoint signaling; protein phosphorylation.
AAAAGUAAUUCCUACGGGAAACUUAUACUAACUAUUCGAAUACAUGAAACCUUACUAGAGAGUGAAACGCUUUACGGGUGGGAAUUAUUUCUGGAAGGUGGGACUUCUGCCUUGAUAAACUUGUUCAUUGGUGCUAUAUGUACGUCACUGAUUUGGCGGCUGAGGUUGCGGAAAAGAGAAUACCCAGUGGGUCUGAAAGUAAAAAAACGUGGAUAAGUGAUAGGAGAGUGGUUUGAAUCUUGCAUUGGUUUAUGCUUUUUACGUAUGUUACGGACCCUGUUGGUGAGGUUUAAUACCAUAAGACAUUUGGCUCUAAUUUAUGAGAAGGAUGUCUCGAGAAACAGGAGGAGAGUCCCAGCAGCAGCAGAAACAGCAGUCACAGCAGUCUCAGCAGUCUCAUUCUCAGGGAGGUUCCAGUUCUUCCAGUGGGCCUCAGUCCUCCAGCCAGUCGUCCUCCACAGGGUCUGGGACACACAGCUCCCUAGACACUUUACCCACCCAAGAACUACUUGCUUCAAUCCCUGAGGAUACUGAACCAGAAGAUCUUCCCAAGCCUUGGGGACGUUUAUGGGCUCUAGCAGCAGGAUUCUGGAAUCAUAACUGCAUAGAUGAUGAGUAUUGGUUUGGAAGAGACAAAUCUUGUGGCUACUGCUUCGAUCACCCAGCCUUAAAUCGAACAGAAAGGUUUAAAACCUACAGUAAGAAGCAUUUUCACAUAAUCAGGGAAAAAGGCCCUGGAAAUUCUUUUGUUGUUUACAUAGAAGAUCACAGUGGAAAUGGAACAUUUAUAAAUGGUGACCUCCUCGGACGGGGCAAGAAAUUGCCUUUAACUAACAAUAAUGAAAUUGCACUUUGUUUGCCAUCACAUAAAGUUUUUGUCUUUUCUGAUUUAACGGUUGAUGAUCAGUCUGAACACCCAGAAGACUUCCGAAAGCAAUAUAUCAUGUCGAAAAUGCUUGGAAGUGGCGCUUGUGGAGAAGUAAAACUAGCCUUUGAAAAGUCAACGUGCAAAAAAGUAGCUGUAAAAAUCAUUGGAAAAAAGAAAUUUGGAAUGGACGUUUCUGGAAGUGCGGAUCGUGUUGGAAAUGUACACACAGAAAUCGAAAUCUUAAAGAAACUUGAUCACCCUUGUAUUAUCAAGAUCGAGAACUUCUUUGAGGGCGACGACGCUUACUACAUUGUGUUAGAACUAAUGGAGGGAGGAGAAUUAUUUAACAGAGUUGUCACUUCACAGAGGCUUAAAGAAUCUACUGCCAAGCUGUUUUUUUAUCAGAUGCUCCUUGCUGUUAAGUAUCUACAUGAAAAUGGCAUUACUCAUCGUGACCUCAAAACUGAAAAUGUUUUGCUAUCUUCUAACAGUGAGGAAUGCCUUAUCAAGAUAACGGACUUUGGUCAGUCCAAGAUUCUUGGCGAAACCACACUGAUGAAGACCCUUUGUGGCACUCCCACUUACCUGGCACCUGAAAUUAUAGAGACUGCAGGAACUGCUGGAUACAGCAAUGCUGUGGACCUCUGGAGUUUAGGAGUUAUACUGUUUGUCUGUCUUAGUGGAUAUCCGCCAUUUACGGAACAGAACAGGAACAUGUCCUUAAAAGAUCAGAUUACAAGAGGCCAGUAUACGCUGAUCCCUUCCAUAUGGAGAAACAUCUCAGAGGAAGCCAAGGACUUGGUGAAGAAGUUACUAGUUGUGGAUCCCCAGCAAAGGUUAACAACAGAUGAAGCCUUAAACCACCCAUGGCUCAAGGAUGAAGGUAUAAUACAGCAGGCUCAUCAGCUUAUGCGUUUGGAAGCAGAAGCCACAUUACCUUCACAGCUUUCCGGAAGCAGAAAGCGUUCACAUGAAGAGGAUGAAGAAGAGAAUGGUGGUGGUGGCCCUUCCAAACGAUCUGCUCCAUCAACCCCUCUUCUGCAGACAACUCUAGAACGAAACAGACGUGGUCUUCUAUAAAUUAUUUUAUAGCAGGAAGCACAAGGAACUACUUAAAAAAAAAUAAAAUAAAAAAACACUGUGAAUGGGCAGGUUUGGGGAGGGCAGCCUGAUCCCUUAAGUACUGUAAAUGUUUUAUAUAUGUUUUAGGCAAGCACAUACUAACCCAUCUGGUAAUGUUGCUCUUUUUCUUAUAUGAUAAUCGUGAUGAUGAAUUUUUGGAGAAGUUGGGUUCCCAGCUAAGGUUUUUAAUGUUUGACUUUUGAUAACUGCUGAGGUUUUAUUGACGUGUUCAUGGAAGAAUGUUGAGGAUGUCCCCCUACCCCCACCUUUUUAAGCAAGUGUUAAUCAGGUGUGAUGAGAAUGUUUUACCAUUGAGCCCAGCCUUACAAAGUAAUUACUGACUUGCUGUGUCCCUGCAAGCACUUGUGUCAGACUGUGAUUUUAUUUUCUUGGGACCAAGAAAAGCAAGCUGAAAUUAUCAUUGUGUUGACAUGGCUUUACUUUCCGCAUAAUUAAUUCUGGAAAUUGCACUACAGUACUUCUGACUAAAUUUUUUGGGUGGCUGUUAUGUUAAUAUCCAGAGAUGUUAAAUAAUACCCACUGGCGGUUUUCAGACCUAUGAUCAGCUACUGCAUUCAACGUUUACUACUUUCCAUGGACCUGUCACCUCUCCUUUUUUUGCCCAUUUUGUGAGCUUAACCUUUGGUUACAGUAUUGACUGAGUGUCAGUCUAACAGGAAGGUAGUUGCUUGACUGUUUAUUCUGCUUCAUUCCAGAUGUAUAUAUUUCCAUAAGCAGGUCAUUGAUGACUUGAACUUUAGUCCUGCUGCUGUGCUUUUGAAUUGCACAUCAGAAAGUUCUGCUAGUAUGUACACACUGAUUCUUUGUGCUAUGGGCCAACUCAUCUGCCUUUUUAAAUCCCAUCUUGCUUUUUUUAAGGACCAUGUAUUCCCUUGUCCUGUUCAGCUAUCAUUAAAAUCAUUACAUAGAACUUCUCCAAUACUACUAUCGCUAUCUGUUGGUGGAGUACUGUCACAGCUGUCUUUGAAACUGAACUUUCUUUCCCCUCCAUACUAAUUACCCUUUUCUUCCCGUGACAUUGCCUAGUAUAUGUAAUUUCUGUGUUAAGCUCAUGUAGAAAGGAGGCUCACUACCAAAAAGUGCCAAGUUGACGUCUUUUAUUGAAAAUGUUGAAUAAAAGACUUUGACUUGGCACUUUUUGGUAUUGAGCCUCCUGACUACACCUUUGUAUCAUUUAUUGGUGGAAUUGUUGUGUGUUCGUUUCUCUCUGCUUGUGUUGGGUUAAGCUCAUGUAGCCUUACAUAGCAGACGUGACGAAAUCCAUCUCUUCCUUAUAUGAUAUGUCUAUGAUCUUCCUUGUCAGGCAUAUUUAUUUGUAACUUGCUUGUUCUGCUAAAGUUAUUCUUCUGACUGCUUAUUUUAGCAAGUGAAACUUCUGUAAUUGGUAUACAGUGUGAAUUUGCUACAUUUUUGCUGUUGAAGCCUUUGUUUCCUGGCAUAAGGUAGUUUUUUGUAGUGUGUUACAGACUUCUUUAAAAAAAAAAAUCUCCAGAUAUAUUUUCUGUUUUAUAAGUGAACAUUGUCAGUUUGUAUCUGGAAUUUAUGUGGAACUUGUUCCAGUGAGUGCACAUCUUUACACUGUUUUAUUUUAUUUAUCUUUUUUUCUAAUUUAUUAUCUUAUUGAGAUGUAGUUGCAAUGGAUGUUGUCUUCCACAUCCUCUCAUCCUUUUUCUUCAGCAAAAGGCCUAAGAACCCAAAGAUUGUAAAUUUGUUCAGGGUCUUAAUAGUAUGCAGGGUGUAAAUGAUAGG